Molecule: messenger RNA, 3655 nt
Organism: Microtus ochrogaster (prairie vole)
Lineage: Eukaryota; Metazoa; Chordata; Mammalia; Rodentia; Cricetidae
Gene: Coa7
Product: cytochrome c oxidase assembly factor 7
Cellular component (GO): mitochondrial intermembrane space
Molecular function (GO): protein binding
Source: RefSeq, a predicted model, not a curated record
CCUCACACGCGAGGCGGCAAGCCCCGCCCAAUGAGCAGCUCACGUGAUCUGGGGGCGGGACCACGUCCGGGUUUGUGGGAGUCGGAGCCAUGGCGGGCUUGGUUGACUUCCAAGACGAGGAGCAGGUGAAGUCUUUCCUGGAGAACAUGAAGGUGGAGUGUCACUACCAGUGCUACCGCGAGAAAGACCCGGAUGGUUGCUAUCGGCUGGUGGACUAUCUGGAGGGGAUCCAGAAGAAUUUUGAUGAAGCUGCCAAGGUACUGAAGUUCAACUGUGAGGACAAUGGGCACAGUGACAGCUGCUAUAAACUGGGGGCCUAUUACGUGACUGGAAAAGGUGGCCUGAGUCAGGACCUAAAGGCUGCGUCUGCCUGCUUUCUGAAGGCCUGUGAGAAGCCAGGGAAGAAGUCUGUGGAGUCCUGUCACAAUGUUGGGCUCCUGGCACACGACGGACAGGUCAACGAGGACGGCCAGCCUGACCUGGGGAAGGCCAGGGACUACUACACUAGAGCCUGUGAUGGCGGCUAUGCAGCCAGCUGCUUCAACCUCAGUGCCAUGUUUCUACAGGGUACCCCUGGCUUUCCCAAGGACAUGGCUCUGGCGUGUAAAUAUUCAAUGAAGGCCUGUGACCUGGGCCACAUCUGGGCCUGCGCCAAUGCCAGCCGCAUGUAUAAACUGGGGGAUGGUGUUGAUAAGGACGAGGCCAAGGCCGAAAUGCUGAAAAAUAGGGCCCAGCAGCUCCACAAAGAACAACAGAAAAACGUCCAACCUUUAACGUUUGGGUAAUGUGUGGCCCACCCUCCCUUCCAAGCAAGGGACAGCUUGACACUGACACCUCUGCUAUGAAACCAGAUGAGCCCUUAUGUCAGUCAGUGCCAUCUGCUCCAGAGUGUCACCUGCUGGGAGGGGCUGGAAGUGUGUGCUUUAGUAAAUAAUCCUUUGUGGGUAUUCUGCGAAGACACCUGUGUUAUGGGGGCCUUAAUUUCUAAACUGGACCUCUGAAAAAUAGGGGCAAACUGAGGAGCCUUUUGGGGUUGGGGAAACAAAGAGAAGCUGGGAAAUUUAGCAGCCACAGGCCUCAAAGAACCAGUCAGAAGAGCUUGAAAAUUAGAAAGUGUCCUAAUUUGCAUAACAGAGGUCUUGAGGAGCUAAGAACAGCCGCAGUCACGACUGCCGCCCUCUGCCUUAUGUAACCACGGUGUGGGCUUCUUGCCUUUCCAGUCAGGCCUUUCGACAGAUUUGCACGGAUCAGGAGCUGUGUGCCAAGUGAAGGUUGAAGGUGCUUAUAUUAUGCCUGGCGGUUAGGAAACAAAACCUAAGCGGUUGCCUCCUCUAGACAAGACAUUUGCAGUUCAAAAUUACCCUCCUCAGCUGCUUCUGCUCCUCAUGGGAAGGCAGAUGACUCCUGAAGCAGCUGCCGCUUGGGAUCUGACAACAGCACAAAGCUGUCCACUGAACAGAACCUUUUCCUUUUGGGUUGUGGGCAGAGUGUUUCAAGACAGGAUUUCUCUGUUACAGUCCUGGCUAUCCCAGUACUCGCCUUGUAGACCAGGCUGACCUUGAACUCAUAAAGACCCACCUACCUCUGCCUCCCAAGUGCUGGGAUUAACUGUCUGGCUGCUUCUUUUUUGAACAGGCCUUUGUGCUAUCUAUGCUGGCCUUAAAGCUCCCAGCCCUGCCUCAGCCCACUGUGUCAGGCAGGACUGAACUUGUUAAACUGUCCAGAUGAAUGAGCUGUUUCAGUUGACUUUUUAAUCUGUUGUGCUCCUGUUCUCCAGAUCCUGGCAGGAUGGAAUGUACUCAUCAUGGUGGCUGUGCAGUUUUCUUUUUUGUCUUUGUGUUUGCAUGUGCCUUUGUAAUAUUUUUUCCUUCUAUUGUCUCUACUUGUCACUAGGGGGCGAGCUUGUCCUUUUCCUCUGACAGCUGGACCAGUGUAUCUAUCCUUACCCUGGCUUCCCUUCUGGUCUGGCAGCUGGCUGCUCUAGAAGGCAAGCUUGCCUUUGAGGGCUGUGCACACAGACAGCUGCCCCCUCAAGUUGACACAGGGGAGGGCCUUUCCUGAGUGUGGAGAGAGCUUUUUAAAAGACAUCAAGUUUGUUUUUAGAACGUCUUGAAAAUAGCGUUUGUUGUGAUUGGCUGCCAUAGACCAACAGGCUUGGGCAAAUAUCCUAAUCGUGGGGAAACUACACAUGAAAACCACACAAACUCUUCUACUGUCCUGGGACCACAGCGUGGAAGGAAGCAGCUGAUCCUGCAAGUUGUCCUGUGACCUCCAUGCGGGACUGUACACACUGUGAAAAAGAAAUGGAAUAAGAAAUAAAACAGUAGACAAUUGAUUUGAUUACAAGAUAACUGAAAGCCAUGUGCAGGAAGUGCCAGGCUAACCAGGAGUACAUAGUGAAACCCUGUCUCAGAAAUAAACAGCAGCCGUGCCAAUGUGUGUGAGAGAUGUCCUCUCUGCUGCGGCUCCAGAAUCAUAACAACAAAUGCAGGUGGAAUGGAGUGGCAAGGACAGCAUCGUUCAUGAGAACAAAAGAUGGCUCAGCCACUUGGGAAGACAGCCGAUCAGUAUUUAAGAAAACUAAACAUACAGCGUCUUUUGGCAAUCUUGCCUCUUUAUAUUUCCCCGGGGGCAUUAGACUUGGGCUCAAAUCCAGUAGGGCUGUGAGUGGCAAGCUUUGUGAUUGUCAAAGCUUGGAAGCAACAAAGUAGAUGAAAGGGUAAAUGAUACAACGGAAUAUCUAGUACUUAAAAAAAAAAAAUGAGUCACAGCAGAUGCAGAGGGAUAUUCCUGAACGGAAGGGCCAAAUCUCAAAGGUGACAUUCGUGAUUCCCAUUGUAUGAUACGGGUGUCCUCAAAAAAGUGGUAUCGGUAAGUUAGAACCUGGCAGUGUGGCUCAGUGGAAGAGGGCUGGCUGAGUUCCUGGGUUCUGUGGGUUCCGGGACUACAGGUAAAGCUGAGGUGGCAGGCUGCAGAGAUGGCUCAGCGGGUAAGAGCGCUCACUACUGCUCCUGCAGGGGGCUUGAGAUUGGUUCCAUCACAUGGUGCCUCAGAACCUUCUGACGGCAGCUCCAGGGGAUCUCAUACCCUCUUCUGGCUCCAGAGGCAGUAGGCACAUACGUGGUACACAGAUAGGUAAAGUUCACAUGGUAGGGUGGUUACAAUGUUAAGGUCAUGAGGCCACUCUGUAUGGUACACUGGAUGUGGAUACGGGUCAUGAGCCAUCCAAUUGGGAAAAUGUGAAAUAAGAGUAAACCCUAAUGUAAGCGAGGACUUUGGGGGACCGUGUGCUCACAGAGGUUCAUUGAUCGUAAUGGGCCUUCAGGGGAAGGUGUCAGGGUGUCUCUGUGUGAGGGCUGAUUCUUCGUAUAGAAGUUGCUGCAUUUUCUCAAUUUUGCUCUGAACCAAAAGCUGUAAGAAAAUCUGUUGAAAAUACAAUCACACCAAGAUACUACCUCACACCCAGUAGGACCACUACUAUUAAAAUAGAUGUCGAGUAUAGAGAAAUCGGGACUAUUAUGCCCUGCUGAUGAGAAUGUGAAAAUUUAGAAAUAAACUGCAUUUUGUUUACGAAGUUGCUUGAAAAGAUUUGUGGCUCUUAGUAUAGCAGAGAGAGGCCUGGACUUCGCUCUUCUGAAUGUGUGCAGUUCUGGGC